GGGCUCAGGGGUCAGGGCUCCAGCAGCCUCCCGGGACCGGACCGAGGCUGGGGAGCCUGGAGGGGUCGGAGGCCAAGCUCAGGCCCAGGCCAGUCUGGGCGGGAAGAUGGCUUCUGGGGGCAGCGAGCUCAGCAGCAGGAUAUCCAUAGGAAAUCAGAACACAGAUGACAGGCUUAUCUUUGAGACUGUACUCGGGCAAUUCAAAAGACAUAAAGUGGAGAUUUCAACUGCAAUAAAAAAGACAUUUCCUUUCUUUGAGGGUCUUCGUGACCGUGAGCUCAUCACCAAUAAAAUGUAUGAAGACUGUCAAGAUUCUUGUAAAAACCUGGUCCCUGUAUCGAGAGUGGUUUACAAUGUUCUCAGUCAGCUGGAGAAGACAUUUGACUUGCCGCUUCUGGAAGCUGUGUUCAGUGAGGUCAACCGGCAGGAAUAUCCUGAUUUAAAUCACAUUUAUGAAAGUUUUGUAAAAGCAAUCCAGAAGAAAAUUAAUCAUGAAGAAAGCAAUGAAGAAGAGAGGGAGGAGAUGCCUACUCUCCCACUAAGCCUUGAGCAAGGUAUGACCUCACCUGAAAAUGCACUCUCGGAUCACCUCAGUGAAACAGAACAGAUAAAUGCAACGAGGCAAGAUACAACCAGUGACCCAAUCGAUGCACUAGAAAGCCAACAGGCAAAUGAACAAUGUGCCCAAGAGUGUGAACCAGCAGAAGCAACGCUACCCAACCAUGGAUUUCAAAUCAAUUACUGUUCUGUCCUUCUGGAGGAUAUAAAGAAGGAAAAGCCAUUUUUAAACCCCGAAGUUGAAUGGCAAACCCAAGCAAGGACUGACUGUAACCAGGCACCUGAUGUAAUAGUGAUCAGCAGUGAGGACUCCGCAGAAUCCAGUGAUGGAGACAUGUCCCCAGAACCCUCCACAUCAGCACUGAGAAAGGCGUCUGAUCCUUGGGAUAUUGAAAACACAUCAGUUUGCUGCAUAAGCAACAGGAAAAGACGGAUCAGCACUGGUGACACUUCAGAAUUGAGUAACGAAGAUGAGCCUCAGGAAACGUCUAACUCAGUCCUGAGAAAUGGGUCAGAUACCACGGAUAUUGGAAGCAAUUCUACUUUGGGAAAACACGGUGAGAAAAGAAGUCCAAGAAUUCCCAAAGAAACAAAUAUGGAUUUUCAGCUUCCUGAACUUCCUGUGACUUGUGGUGAGGCGAAGGGGAUUUUAUACAAGGAGAAAAUGGAAGAAGGCACCUCGGAGAAGUGUAUAAAGGAUAUACAUGGAAAUUGGUUCACCCUCAGGGAAUUUGAAAUUGAAGGAAACCACGAAGCGUCCAAGAACUGGAAGCUGAGUGUGCGCUGCGGGGGAUGGCCCCUGAAAACCUUGAUUCAGGACGGAUUUCUACGAGACCCAUCAAGAAAAAGAAAAAAGCCAGAAAACUCAAAUGAAUGCGAGGUAUGCCGUGGAAAGACCGUGCUGUUCUCCUGUAAUACUUGUUCGAGGUUCUUUCAUGAGAAAUGCCACAUCCCACCUAAAGAUGCUGACAGGAACCCAUGGAGCUGCACCUUCUGCAAGAUAAAGGAUCUUCAGGAAAGGUGCCCAGAAAGCCAACCAUGUCAUCAGCAAUCUGAGGUCCUGAAGAAGCUGAUGCUGAGUAAAGAGAAGCUAAAGUGUGAGUUCCUCCUCUUAAAGGUCUAUUGCUCUCCAAAAAGCUCUUUUUUUGCCUCAGAACCAUAUUAUACAUCUCAAGGCCUGGAGAAGCCCAUGUGGUUAAACAAAAUCAAGAAAAAUCUGACGAUGAACAUAUAUCACCAAGUACGGGAGUUUGUGCGGGACAUGCGUCUCAUCUUCCAGAACCACAGGGCGUUUUACAAGAACAAUAAAUUCAUCAAUCUGGGGCUUCAGCUAGAAGCCGAAUUUGAGAGUGACUUCAAAAACGUUUUUGGCAUCCAGGAAAUACGUACAAACAGCAGUCGGUUUGAGCUGAUCUUUUAAAUGUAGCCCGUUUCUAGUUCCCCCUUCAGAGUCUCCACUGCUACAUGAUGUUGUGCCUGUGGCCCCACUGACCAACUUCCUGUUGCUGUGUGAAUAACACACUUCUUUUUCAAACUUUUUUUUACUGACAUUCCUGCUUAUUUACUUUUCUAAAUAAAAAUCU
This is a messenger RNA of Globicephala melas (long-finned pilot whale), 2141 nucleotides long. RefSeq names its product nuclear body protein SP140-like protein. Gene Ontology annotation, molecular function: protein binding; DNA-binding transcription factor activity, RNA polymerase II-specific; DNA binding. The record is from RefSeq and is a predicted model, not a curated record. Gene Ontology annotation, cellular component: nucleus. Gene Ontology annotation, biological process: regulation of transcription by RNA polymerase II. NCBI's taxonomy places the organism in Eukaryota, Metazoa, Chordata, Mammalia, Artiodactyla, Delphinidae.